CAAAUUGAUUGAUUUAAAUGAUAUUGGGCGAAUUUCCUCUCGUUUUCAUAUAACAUUCUCUCUCUUCCUGCGUAUUAUUAUCUGAGAGAAGAGGAGAUCACAUUGAAUCAACAAUCGGAAGAAAAUGGCGGAUCAGCUAACCGAUGAGCAGAUCUCCGAAUUCAAGGAAGCUUUCUCGCUAUUCGAUAAGGAUGGCGAUGGCUGCAUUACUACCAAGGAGCUUGGCACGGUGAUGCGUUCGUUGGGGCAGAACCCCACAGAGGCUGAACUUCAGGAUAUGAUCAAUGAAGUUGAUGCUGAUGGCAAUGGGACAAUCGAUUUCCCAGAGUUUCUUAACUUGAUGGCCAGAAAGAUGAAGGAUACUGAUUCAGAGGAAGAACUCAAGGAAGCUUUCCGUGUUUUCGACAAAGACCAAAACGGAUUCAUUUCUGCAGCUGAGCUUCGACAUGUCAUGACAAACCUUGGGGAGAAGCUUACUGAUGAGGAGGUUGAUGAAAUGAUCCGUGAGGCUGAUGUGGAUGGUGAUGGGCAGAUCAACUACGAGGAGUUUGUCAAGGUCAUGAUGGCCAAGUGAGAUCCAACCCAACUGAUUCUAAAUCUUUGAAAGUAUGAAAUAGACCAUAAAAGGAAUAAGCGCAGAUACGUCUGAUUUUAUUCCUAUUUUCUCUUAGAUGUAUUCUUCUGGCAUUAUCAGCUUCAUUUUGGUGCUCACCUGUUUUUCCUUUCGCAUUGAUUUUUAAGUGCUUUUGGUUCUUCAGUUCAGUGUAUGCAGUUUGCGCUGUUCCUUUUUCUCUUAUGGCCAUUAUUUCUUGACAUUUCAUUGUAAGAACCUAAUGCAGUCGGGAUGUAAGUAGCUGCAUCAUCUUUCUGUCUGCUCGUCUCUCUUACUCGGAUUACUUAAUCAUGGAUGCUCUUCUUUCUA
Molecule: messenger RNA, 922 nt
Organism: Salvia hispanica
Lineage: Eukaryota; Viridiplantae; Streptophyta; Magnoliopsida; Lamiales; Lamiaceae
Product: calmodulin
Cellular component (GO): myosin II complex
Molecular function (GO): calcium ion binding
Source: RefSeq, a predicted model, not a curated record